Messenger RNA from Schistosoma mattheei, 1500 nucleotides. The record is from the annotation of a GenBank genome assembly. Lineage: Eukaryota; Metazoa; Platyhelminthes; Trematoda; Strigeidida; Schistosomatidae.
GAGGUUUACUAGCACCACUUUUAAAACGUAACGUUGCCCUAAGGCAUGGUUUCUCAAGAUGAUGAAUUCGUUGUUCCUCACAUGGAUUUAUCUUGUUUGCAAAAUUCAAUAGCAUAUCAGAAAGUUCUUGAAGAACCUUGGACUUACCUUCACAAUUGGGAUUCUCUAACUCCCAGUGUUCAACAAGAGGUGGCACAAAACUUCCUAAGUGAACUAAGCUCACUUAAAACUGAAAUGGCGGUUACCCAAAGUGUAUUUGAUCCUUCCAUGUUUGUUAAUCAGGAUGCUCCGUGUGAUACAGCAGUUUCUGGACAAAAUGGUAAUACAACAGAAAAUCAUGCAAACACCAAUGUAAUCUGUAUACAAUGGAAUGAAUUCAAAUAUGGAUCAGUUUUUUGGAUUUCUAUCAACAAAACGUCUAACAAACUUGGACCUAUGUCUUUAGUCAGUAUUCGGAGAAGUAAGCAAUCUCCUUCAUUGAUAUUGAAGUCCUUGUAGUACAAGCGUCUCGAAAAUUGAUGAUAAGAAGCAGUCCAUCUAUCAACAACCACCACUCUUUAUUACCUUUCAGUCUUCUUCCAGAGAAAUUGUUCCAGUUACUAGAAAAGUGAAUGGCUCCCCCCCCCAAAGUAUUCACAGUGUUUGUAUUGGUAGGGAUUACCAGAAAUACUAGGGCAAGUAAAAUAUAAAUUUGUUCUGGUGGAUGUCUAUUUUCAGAAAAGAUGGACAGCGAUUGGUGUCAGACAAACUUCACGUGCUCUCGUUUGUAUAAGUAAACAGACAUCAAAAUAGUUUGACUUUUUUCCAUAACUAGAGUGUGAUAUCUAUGCAUAAUUUGUUGUUCUGUACAAGUAUUGUAUACAAUAUAAUUGCUGAAAAAUUACUUUGUGAAAUGAUAAAACAGGUUGGUCACGUGGUGCCUUAUUUAUUUCGAGAUUUUUUUUAAUGCUUAUGUCGAAAAUUACAUUGUUUUAUUCAAAAUUCCUAAGUACUUUCUGCAUACAGUUACAAAUCAUAAAUGGACAGAAAAUAGUCCAGUAGUAUUUAAUCCAUAGAUCAGUUGAUUUUAUUACUAAGAGAAAAAAUAUAAUGAACUAAAUUAUUACGCAUUUUUAUUCAGAUGAAACUAAUUUAUGUAACUAUCGAUUCAAUGAGCAUAUUUUUAGAAGUCAACUGGAGCUAUGGUAAACUUUUUUGAUAUAGCUUGUUGUCGGUUAACAUGCUUCAAAACACAUCACAUUAGAUCAUUCAAGCAGACUUCCUAGUUUAAGCAACUUCUCUGUGUUGUUCAUCUAAGUAGUUAAAAUCAGACUAGGAAUGUGAUGAUUUCCAAGCUAUAAAUUUAAACCUAGUUAAUGCGAUGCGCAUGAUACAUGACAAAAAAUACUCCAAAUUAAAGCAAACCUGCGCUUUAUCCCGUCUUAGCAUAGAGUCGUUUAAUUUCAUGGGUGCCCUUCAAUCAGAACCAUUAGAAACUGUGAAUGAAAUGAAUCGGGAAAC